Cladocopium goreaui is the source of this 336-nucleotide messenger RNA. The record is from the annotation of a GenBank genome assembly. NCBI's taxonomy places the organism in Eukaryota, Dinophyceae, Suessiales, Symbiodiniaceae.
AUGAGUCAGGUAUGCGCAGAUGUCAAUGAAAUUGAGAUGCAAAGACUUCAUCAAAACCCACAAGCCGCAUGCACGGCUCAGAAGGCCAAAUCGUCCACAGGCGGAUGGUGCCACGAGACAGCCACUCAAACUUUGAUCAGCAAGGAUACACGUGCCGUCGACCACAACAACACCAUAUCUUUGACGAGAGCCUCGCAAAAGGCUAUUUGCAAGCUGCUCUUCAAAGAUGGAGAGCCCGUGGCAGAUUUGGGAAUUUUGGGAGCUGGAGUUGGACAAACAGGACAUGCUCUUCGAGCAGUUCUCCCAAAGCUGGACUCUCAGUGGAGCACCACAUGA